CCUUUUGUGUCUAUAGAGUAUCUAAAUGAAGUAUUGUCAAGGUUAGUAAACAUGGCUGGGAUGAGCUUACUGAGGCCUUCUGUUGUUCAAGGCCUCCGUAUAGCUUUAUUAAAUAGUAAAGCAGUUAGGCAUCCUUUACAGAAACAAUUGCAGUUGCAAGGCCAAGUAUCUGUGCGAAAUGGCCAUGACAAAAAAAUGCCUAUUAUUCCAUCAACAUUUGAGUGGACUAGAAUGAAAGAUGAUUUACAUUUCUAUUUGAUGCUAGGUUUGCUGCCAAUGGCUGCUUUGAUUACAUAUGUUAACAUAUUUGUUGGCCCAGCAGAAUUAUCAGAUAUCCCUGAAGGUUAUGAACCGAAAGAAUGGGAAUAUCACAGGUCUCCAAUAAAAAGAUGGUUUGCAAAAUAUAUCUACGAGGAGCCACAGAAGGAGUAUGAGAAAACACUGUACUGGAUUCACUAUUGGUCAGAGAAAAAAUACUGGAACAAACUAGAUAGAAAAGUGAAACAACUGAUGGAAAACCGACUUGAUUAUAAAGGCUGGUACUGGGUUAAUGCUGACAAAAGUAUUGUGGAUUCUCAGAAAGCACUCAAGGAAGAAAGAAAUAGAUAUUUCGGAGACUAAAAAAAAAUUUCUUGUAAAAAAAAAAACCUUUUCUUCUCUGUUGUGUUUUUUAAUUAAGAAAAAUACUUUAAAUACACAUCUAUUAAAAUCAACUUAAUAAGAUUAAGACAAUUGUGUGUGUCUUAAAAGCAAUGAACUAGAUGUAUGUACAGUGAUGCAUUAAAAUAUUUACCUUAGAAUACAAUAA
Messenger RNA from Biomphalaria glabrata, 808 nucleotides. RefSeq names its product NADH dehydrogenase [ubiquinone] 1 beta subcomplex subunit 5, mitochondrial-like. The record is from RefSeq and is a predicted model, not a curated record. The transcript is spliced from 6 exons. The coding region runs from base 52 to 621 and encodes 189 amino acids. NCBI's taxonomy places the organism in Eukaryota, Metazoa, Mollusca, Gastropoda, Planorbidae.